AUGGUGCUAGCAUCAAACUUAGGGAUCAAGCCCACGCGCAUUGGCGACGAGUCGGCGCGCUGGAUCACCCUGGGCAGCUGCCUGCACAAGACCGCGGUGCUGGCGGGCACCGCGUGCCUCCACACGCCCUGGGCGCUGCCGCUGGAUUACUCGCACUGCAUUUCCCUGCCUGCCGGUGUGCUGAGCCCGGCCUGCUGCACGCUCCACGGCAUCUCGUGGCAGUUCCACCCGUGCUGCUAGUACCAGGCGGAGUAGGACGCCUACAGACUGUCGCCCCUGGCGCUGCACACGCUCACCUCGUCCACGCCCGUGGUGCUGGUGCGCAAGGACGACCUACACAGGAAGAGACUGCACAACACGGUGGCCCUGGCCGCCCUGGUGCACCGUGUGAAGAAGGGCUACAAGCUCUGCGCCAUACGACUGCACGCCCCGCGCUGCAGGGCGGCCUGCCAAGGCGUGAGGUUCGAUAGAUCAUGGGUGUGCUAA
Molecule: messenger RNA, 486 nt
Organism: Lepus europaeus (European hare)
Lineage: Eukaryota; Metazoa; Chordata; Mammalia; Lagomorpha; Leporidae
Product: transmembrane protein 11, mitochondrial-like
Exons: 1
Biological process (GO): inner mitochondrial membrane organization
Cellular component (GO): mitochondrial inner membrane
Source: RefSeq, a predicted model, not a curated record